Micropterus dolomieu (smallmouth bass) is the source of this 1600-nucleotide messenger RNA. RefSeq names its product creatine kinase M-type-like. NCBI's taxonomy places the organism in Eukaryota, Metazoa, Chordata, Actinopteri, Centrarchiformes, Centrarchidae. Gene Ontology annotation, biological process: phosphocreatine biosynthetic process. The transcript is spliced from 9 exons. The record is from RefSeq and is a predicted model, not a curated record. The coding region runs from base 73 to 1254 and encodes 393 amino acids. Gene Ontology annotation, molecular function: creatine kinase activity.
AUUCACAGGCGUCAGCAACAACCUGGUUGUGCAAUGGUUGAGCCUCAUCCUGGGUGAACCACCUUCUUGAUCAUGGUGUCUCCCCUGCCAGACAAAGUAAGAGUCGCAGCCAUGACGAAGAACUGCCACAACGACUACAAAAUGAAGUUCUCCGUGGACGAGGAGUUCCCCGAUCUCUCCCUGCACAACAACCACAUGGCCAAGGUGCUAACCAAGGAGAUCUACGGCAAGCUGAGGAGCAAGUCCACCCCCAGUGGCUUCACCUUGGAUGAUAUCAUCCAGACUGGUGUUGACAACCCUGGUCACCCCUUCAUCAUGACCGUGGGCUGCGUUGCUGGUGAUGAGGAGUCCUAUGAGGUCUUCAAGGAUCUGCUGGACCCCGUCAUCUCCGACCGUCACGGCGGAUACAAGCCCACCGACAAGCACAAGACUGACCUGAACUUCGAGAACCUGAAGGGUGGUGAUGACCUGGACCCCAACUAUGUGCUGUCCAGCCGUGUUCGUACCGGCCGCAGCAUCAAGGGAUUCACCCUGCCCCCCCACAACAGCCGUGGAGAGCGCAGAAUGAUUGAGAAGCUGUCCAUUGAGGCCCUGGCCAACCUGGACGGUGAGUUGAAGGGAAAGUACUACCCUCUGAACGGCAUGACCGACGCCGAGCAGGAGCAGCUGAUCGCUGAUCACUUCCUGUUCGACAAACCCGUGUCCCCCCUGCUGACCUGCGCUGGUAUGGCCCGUGACUGGCCCGACGCCAGAGGCAUCUGGCACAACGACAACAAGACCUUCCUGGUCUGGGUGAAUGAGGAGGAUCACCUGCGUGUCAUCUCAAUGCAGAAGGGAGGCAACAUGAAGGAGGUCUUCAAACGCUUCUGCGUUGGCCUGCAGAAGAUUGAGGAGAUCUUCAAGAAGCACAACCACGGCUUCAUGUGGAACGAGCAUCUGGGCUACAUCCUGACCUGCCCCUCCAACCUGGGAACCGGCCUGCGCGGUGGCGUGCACGUCAAGCUGCCCAAGCUCAGCACACAUCCCAAGUUCGAGGAGAUCCUGACCAGGUUGCGUCUGCAGAAGCGUGGCACAGGUGGUGUGGACACAGCCUCCGUGGGUGGUGUGUUCGACAUUUCCAAUGCUGACCGUCUGGGCUCCUCCGAGGUGGAACAGGUCCAGCUGGUGGUUGAUGGCGUCAAGCUGAUGGUUGAGAUGGAGAAGAAGCUUGAGAAGGGAGAGUCCAUCGAUGGCAUGAUCCCCGCCCAGAAGUAAAGUAGACAGACAACCGAUGACUGAAUGACUGUCUGUGUUUGUUUUUUUAUAUUAUAAAAAAUGAACAGGUAGCCUCGUUGUAAAGUUAUUUUACUGGUUUCGGCCAACUGGCUACUUCCUGCUUGCUUCCUUCCUUCAGGAAGACACUUUUUCCUCACUCAUCCUUUCCUGCUUUGUGUUUGGUUCUUCUCACUUUAAUCAUCUCUCCCCCUAUCUUCUCUGUAACAUCCUGGGAUCAAUCCAUGCAUAGUCUGGUCGUGGCUAUGUAUUCACAUCGAAAGAAUUUUUUUUUUUUGGUUGUAAAAUAUAAUUGGACAAUUAAACUAUGCCCCAUGUGACAAUCAAA